Anopheles maculipalpis is the source of this 696-nucleotide messenger RNA. RefSeq lists its product as uncharacterized. The record is from RefSeq and is a predicted model, not a curated record. Bases 1 to 696 code for a protein of 231 amino acids. Lineage: Eukaryota; Metazoa; Arthropoda; Insecta; Diptera; Culicidae. The transcript has a single exon.
AUGUCGUUCAUUGUGUUACUUUUUCUGCUCGGAACUACGUUGGCCCAGUCCGAUCAAUCGGGCCAACAAUCACAGCAAGCGCAACAACAAGCACUUAAGCCGCUCGGAAAUGUAGAGAAACCAUUGCAGCUGGAAAAUCCUGCCUAUGACCCAUCACUGUACCAAAAGUUCCUGCCACAGGAUGCCGUCCAGCAGUACGUACACUCGUACACUGGACAUCCCUAUCCAGUGACGCCUUACUUCGGUGGUGCUCCGUUCGAUGCGGCUACCGCUUUCGCUGCCAUCCCGACCGGAGGAUUCGAAGGCUUUCUCAUCCCAGCUACGGUAGAGAAGGAUUCACCGUCACUGCUAACCUCGAUGCGCACCCUACUCCCAAGUGCACGAUCGCUGGUCACGUUCGUUGGCCGACUAGUGUCCGUGUUGGUCGGAUCGGUCGGUGUGCUGUUCUUCGGUACGAUCCUAACAUCGCUCACCUGUUUCUUCACCCCGUUCUGCACACUGUCGUUCCGCAAUGCAAAGUUUCUUACCGGAGCACAAGAGACGGCACAGGAGAUCGUGGAGACGGUUGGUGAGCAGGUCACUCCCGAGCGGGUUAAACGUGCGGCCGAAUUCCUGUACACCGCCAUCGAUCGUUUCCAGCGAUUGAACAACGUGGUAAAGGAGGCCACCGAACGGAAAGCCGCCAAAAGAAGCUGA